GAUAUCGUCGUAUUUCUUGUGUCCGUACUUCGCGAUUUCGUGUCUGGUGGUGGUGCGUUACUGCUGUUAAAUAAUCGUAAUCAACGUCGAAACACCGUAAGGUCGUCCACACUUUCUCCCAGAUAACGGGCUUGUGCUAGACGGAAGUGCCACGGAUUAACAGCAAAUAUGGAGGUCGAAUUUUUGGAUGCUAAAUCAUCGAAAUCGCUCGGCAAGUGUCGCGUUUCUAGCGACACCACACUGCAAGCACUUAAAACCGAGGUGCAAAAGCUGAAACCUACCCUGACCGUGCACCGCCAGUCGCUCCGGCUGGAACCACGCGGCAAAGCACCGAAGGAAAGCGAAACGCUGAAAACGCUUAAUGUGGCCUCGGGUGGAAAAAUUUACGUCCGCGAUCUUGGGCCACAGAUCAGCUGGAAGGGUGUGUUUCUGGCGGAAUAUGCGGGACCAAUAUUUGUCUACAUGAUCUUCUACCAGAGACCAUCGCUGAUCUACGCAAAUGCCGACAAUCCGAUGAGUCUUACCGCCAAGAUUGCGGCGGCAUGCUGGGUUGGACAUUACACUAAGCGUCUGCUGGAAACACUGUUCGUACACCGGUUCUCCCAUGCGACAAUGCCGUUGAGGAAUCUGUUUAAAAACUGCUCCUAUUACUGGGCGUUCGCGGGGUACGUGGCCUACCACGUUAACCAUCCACUAUUCACGGAACCUUGCGCCGCGCUGGUAUAUGCUGGAUUGGCCACUUUUGUGGUCAGUGAGCUGGGCAAUUUCUCCAUCCAUCUUUUGCUGCGCAACUUGCGACCGGCUGGUUCGAACGUGAGAAAAAUCCCCGUACCGGAUGCUAAUCCACUUACGCAACUGUUCAACUUUGUCUCGUGCCCGAACUACACGUACGAGUUCUUCUCGUGGGUCGGUUACACUUUGAUGACGUCCUGCAUUCCGGCCGGUCUGUUUGCUGUUGCUGGCAUGUACCAGAUGAGCGUGUGGGCAGUCGGCAAGCACCGUAACUACAAGAAAGAGUUCAAAGACUAUCCGAAAAAUCGCAAAGCUAUCCUUCCAUUUGUGCUGUAAAGCUACCAAAUGACAACAAACAAGUUGGCACGUACGUGACCCGCGUGUCGGUAAGAGAUUACGUUUUGGUAUUUUUUUUUACGUUUAAAAAGGGAUUGUGGGAUGUGUUUGAGCUAUUACUGUAAAACACUAGUUGACACUAGUUUGCCGUUUUCUUACAGCUAAGUUUUUUUUUUGUUUCUCCUAUGGUUGAGGUUAUGUUUCCUUGUUUUGGUGGAAAACGGUUGCACAGAGUUUGAAACCCGUUAAUUUCUUAUCACUAAUGUUCAUUAUUUAAGAUCAUUUUUCAAUGACAGACAUACAGAACAAUUAGCGCUUGUUAAGAAUUCAUUCGGACACAUCGAAAGGAUGCAUUUAUUUGUUAAGCGAAACUAACAUGUUCACAGCAUGCGUUUGCUAAAAUAGCAAAAUGUCGUUGCUUUUCCUAAAAACAGCAUUCCUUACACAGCGCAUCUUCAACCACCACACUUGCGAACAACACUUAAAAGUCAAAGCUAGUUAAUAGGCAGAAUUCAGGGAAUUCGUAGAAAUGAACAGAAUACAUUAAAUAAAAAAAAAACAAAACACUAUUACGUUAACGUUUAGUAAUUUCGCACGGCAAAGAAAUAUUACCAUUCAUACCUUCUAUUGAUGACACAAUCCAUCGUAUCGCAAAA
Messenger RNA from Anopheles moucheti, 1724 nucleotides. RefSeq names its product probable very-long-chain enoyl-CoA reductase art-1 (gene Sc2). The transcript is spliced from 5 exons. NCBI's taxonomy places the organism in Eukaryota, Metazoa, Arthropoda, Insecta, Diptera, Culicidae. Gene Ontology annotation, molecular function: oxidoreductase activity, acting on the CH-CH group of donors. The record is from RefSeq and is a predicted model, not a curated record. Bases 169 to 1068 code for a protein of 299 amino acids. Gene Ontology annotation, biological process: very long-chain fatty acid biosynthetic process.